This is a messenger RNA of Sardina pilchardus (European sardine), 1826 nucleotides long. It is a transcript of the gene haao, whose product is annotated as 3-hydroxyanthranilate 3,4-dioxygenase. The record is from RefSeq and is a predicted model, not a curated record. The transcript is spliced from 10 exons. Gene Ontology annotation, cellular component: cytoplasm. Gene Ontology annotation, molecular function: iron ion binding; 3-hydroxyanthranilate 3,4-dioxygenase activity. NCBI's taxonomy places the organism in Eukaryota, Metazoa, Chordata, Actinopteri, Clupeiformes, Clupeidae. Bases 244 to 1104 code for a protein of 286 amino acids. Gene Ontology annotation, biological process: 'de novo' NAD+ biosynthetic process from L-tryptophan; quinolinate metabolic process.
CCUAACCUUCAGGCAGCCCGCCCCCUUGAUGUUACAAUAUAAUCUCGGUUCUGCAUUUUGGACCUAUGACUGUCGUAAAAAUGAUAAGGGAAUUUCGUCAGUCCUGGAGUCUGCAGUUCAGGCGAAGAAGGCGGACAACAGCUGACCUACUGAAACUCACACUUUACUCUUACCUUCUCAUAGGGUUUGUAGAAAUGGCCAACGAAUCACUCUUUGUCAACGUAAACAAGUGGAUUUCGGAGAAUGAAAAUGCCUUCCUGCCGCCAGUUUGCAACAAACUCAUGCUACUGUUUAUCCACAAUGCAUUAUGCUACUCUCUGUCAUAGGCAUUUUCGGCAGCUGAACAUCAUGUUUGUGGGUGGUCCCAACACUAGGAAGGAUUAUCAUAUUGAAGAAGGUGAAGAGCUCUUCUAUCAGAUCCGUGGGGACAUGUGCCUGAAAAUAGUGGAGAAUGGAACGCACAAGGACAUCCACAUCCGUGAGGGAGAGAUGUUUCUGCUCCCCGCUCGGAUCCCGCACUCCCCACAGCGGCAGGCCAAAACAGUGGGUCUGGUGGUGGAGCGCAAGAGACUGCUAACUGAGACUGAUGCCCUCAGGUACUAUGUGGACAACAGCACUGAGAUCCUGUGGGAGCGCUGGUUCUACUGCCAGAACCUGGGAACCCAGCUCGUACCUGUCAUAAAAGAAUUCUUCGCUUCAGAGGAGCACCGCACUGGGAAGCCAAACCCAGCGGACCCACCCAAAAAAGCCCCCUUCCCCCUGAACACUGUUAGUGUGAUGGCACCAUUCCGCUUCAAGGACCGUGUGGAUGGUCUCAGUGCAGAUAUCGCCAGCGGCAAACCCGUGGACAUGUUUGGGCCGGAGUUUGAGACAGAGGUGCUGUUGCUCGGGCCAGGGGAGACCAACACCACCAAGCAUGAUACUGACCGCUGGAUCUGGCAACUGGAGGGUUCAUCAGAGGUCACACUCAACGGUGAAAAGUUCAACCUCACCAUGGGAGACAGUGUGCUGAUACCUGAGAAGAACGAGUAUCACUGGAAGAGAAGUAAGGGCUGUGUUUCUUUGUUUGUUGCUCAAGACCAUGACCGUAAGAGACCCUUCUAAUCCGCCUCAGCCUUCUCCGGAUGUCUAUGUGUAGAGGAGUUCCCAAGAGAUAGAGAGAGCCCAAUAUGGGAUGUUGCAUUAGGUGGACAAUUGCUAAACACACUACCGUAAUUCCUGUCCCUGAUUGUCGAUUUUUAGUCGACCAUCACAGGCUGUUUUUUUGCAAGAUGGUAUGAAUUGUUUGCACAAUGGGUUCAAAGCUGACUGAAGCAGAUAGACACAUAUCAGGGUGAACAGUCUAGGGACAUUUUUAUGUGUAAUACACUUUAUAUUGCAAGCUCACUAUCAAUGCUGUCAUAGGCUUGUCAAUUGCCUAACACAGAACUCAAUAACAACGAAAUCACAGAUUUGUGUUUCAAAUAAUUUAACUGUUACCUUACUGGCAUAAAAUAUAUUCUUAAGGCACAAUGUCGUAGUGAAUAACUAAACUGUAUCAGUCAGUGUGUAUAUACUUAUUUUUGUAAUUGAGUGAUCAUACGGGUAAAUAAUUCUUAUAGUGGCCCAAAUCUCAGCAUCCUAUAAAAAUGAAAUAAAAUGGAUGGUGUUAUGCAGACACUUGUAUCCUAAGCAACAUGGUUGGACAGUUAACAGCGGGCUGGGGAUUCAAAUCCAGGUCAACCAGUUUGCAGACGGCAACACAACCGCUGGUCCAUCACACAGGACAUGUACCUAAACUUAUGUGCCUUUUGUUACAUUGCUCACAUUAAAAAUAUCUCAAUAGG